AUGGGUAAUUAUAUUCAAAAACAUUCAAGUUUCUGUAAGUAAUAGCAGUCUUAACUUUACCCUUUUUUUCCAGAAGAGGAAUUGAAGAGGAACGAGGAACGCGCAACUCUACAGAGACGAUUGCACGACACGUCGCAGAUGUUAGGCCGUUUAAAGCAAGUGCAACACGAACGGCUUUUGGCCCCACCGCCUGCUGAUUUAUUCAUAUUUCCUAAACCAUCAGACACGGAAAUGGUGAUAGCCGACAGAAUUGCGAUAAUUUAA
This is a messenger RNA of Heterotrigona itama, 264 nucleotides long. Lineage: Eukaryota; Metazoa; Arthropoda; Insecta; Hymenoptera; Apidae. The record is from the annotation of a GenBank genome assembly.